Messenger RNA from Bathycoccus prasinos, 2346 nucleotides. RefSeq lists its product with no specific name. The coding region runs from base 1 to 2346 and encodes 781 amino acids. The record is from RefSeq and is a predicted model, not a curated record. The transcript has a single exon. NCBI's taxonomy places the organism in Eukaryota, Viridiplantae, Chlorophyta, Mamiellophyceae, Mamiellales, Bathycoccaceae.
AUGUUGAUGGGGACGUUAGUUGUUGGCAUAGAACAGUUAUCCACGGAACCGGCGUCGGCGGGAGACGAUGGAAACGGGAGCGUCGUACGUACGACGACGACGUCCUCAUCGACGGUGGUAGCGCCACCGGCAGCGGCGAGAUCGAUGAAGCCAGGGGAGGCGGUCGCACAAGUUGCCGAUGCUUCUUCCUCUUCCAUGGAUUUUGAUUUGAAGCAAGUGCUCAUCGAGGCGAGUCAAUCGGCUCCGGCGACGGAAUCGAGCGAGGCGAAAGAGAAGGCGGCGAGAGAUAAGAAACAGAAAGCGGCAGACGCAAAAGCCGUCGCGGAGAAGAAGAGGGCGGAAGCGAAGGUGGUUGCCGAAGCGAAGAAACGUGAAGCGGCGCAGAGGAAAGCGGCAGUGAUGCCGAAACAAAACAGCGAAAGCGCGAAAGAGAGAGCGCAAAGAGCUCGAGAGAUUACACAAGCGAAGAUUGAGGCGGAUAAAGCGGCCAAGGCGAAAAUGCAGGCGGCGAAUCAAGCGAAAGCGGAGGCGAGGAAACAAGCGCAGUCGAGCUCAAUUGGGCAACCGCGUGAAUCGGAAAAGGAUAAGAUUGCUCGAGUCAACGCGCAAUUGAAGAAGAAGCCGGAGGCGGCAAAACCAAAGCCAGUGACCACGGAAACGCCUGCUCCCGUGGCUCCGGCACCAUCUCUUGCCGUUGAAGCCAAGAAACCGGCGGCCGCGGCGUUCAAAAUGCCGUCCAUGCCAAAAAUAUCGACGCCGUCGGCGCCGAAACCGACUUUUGAUGCCUCUGCGGCCAAGGCAAAGAGAGACGCGGAGAACGCCAAGAAAGCCGAGGACGCUAAGAAGAAAGCAUCGACCCCGGUCGUCGUCGCUGCUCCUGCGCCAGCAACUCCCUCUACCGGUGGUUUGUCCGCGCCAGUGCUCGGAAACAAGAAAGCCACGAAGUCCCCGCCGCCUCCGCCGGCUUCCACCACGGAUAUUGAAAAGGCGAAAGAGGCUGAAAAGAAGCAACUCGAAGACGCGCUCGAGGCGAAAUUACAAGCUGUGCGUGUGCAAAAAGGUAAGAAGGUUGAAACUACCACCACUACUCCGGCGAUCGUGAAGAGAGCAUCACUUGCUGCUCCGGCUCCGGUCAAACCCGCCACACCGACGAAAUCCGUUCAUGCACCCGCACCCAAGGUUGUGGAAAAGAAAAUUGAAACGCCAAAACCGGUUGUAGCGCCUUCUUCGUCGACCAGCGGAGACGACUUUAGCAUCGAUUUCGGUUCCUUCUUCUCGGAGUACAUGCAAUCCACGCCAGCUUCGAUGAAGAAAGUCGAAGCGCCGAAGCCAGUCGUCGUUGAGACACCGAAGCCAGUUCUCGUUGAGACGCCGAAACCAGUCGUCGUUGAGACACCGAAGCCGGUGGUUAUUGAAGCGCCGAAACCUGUGGUUGCUGCUCCUUCUUCGUCCUCCUCUGAUGACCUCUCCAUCGACUUUGGCUCGUUCUUUUCUCAAUACAUGGAAUCAUCGCCGGCACCAGUAAAGAAGGAAAAGAAGGAAAAGGCACCGGCUCCGUCCAAGAAAGUCUCGGCGAAACCUUCUUCUGCGGAGAAGCGCAAGCUCGGUCUCGGCAAGGCGAACUUUUCAAACAUGCCGAGAUCCGCACCGAAACCGAAAAAGGAAAGAACAGUCAUCGAGAAAGUAAAACCAACGUAUACGUUUCAACGAACGGGCCCAGCUGAUAAGGAAGGAUUCAAAUCCGCAGACAGGCCGUACUUGAAAUCCGCCGCGCCGACGAAGAAGCAAAGUUUAGUCACGGCCAUCGCCGGUGGCGUCGGCGUUUUGAUCACCUUCGUCGCGACGAGAGAUCCGAAAUACAAAAACGGCCAAAUUGAUAUCUCGAAGACUUCGAACGGUAAGGUCGAUUUCCCGGAACGAACGUUUGAAAAGAAGAAAUGGGGCGGCGACGGCGUACCGAAGACGCCGGCGCCGAGGAAGAAGCUUUUCGCCAAGAAAGAAACGACGACAACCGCGCCAAAAACAACCACAUCGGUCUCCGUCGUCGAUAACGCUGCAGAUGCCGGAAAAUGGAUCGACGCGUGGAAGAAAAACAGCACCACCGGCGGUGGCGGCGACAGUUCCUCUGCCGCCUCCGAGGCCUCCAAAUGGAUCGAAGGUUGGUCGCAGUGGAGUAAAGACCAAGUCGGCGGCGACGCGACUGCGCCGACGGAAGCGACUGCGGACGGACGAGACUCCGCGGAAAAAUGGAUCGCGCAGUGGAAAGCGGACGGGUCCCCGACCGACGAAUCGCGCAAAGGCGACGCUAAGAAGUGGAUCGACGAUUGGAAGAACAAAACAAACUAA